Molecule: messenger RNA, 3936 nt
Organism: Mercenaria mercenaria
Lineage: Eukaryota; Metazoa; Mollusca; Bivalvia; Venerida; Veneridae
Exons: 1
Coding region: 1-3936 (1311 amino acids)
Biological process (GO): DNA integration; proteolysis
Molecular function (GO): aspartic-type endopeptidase activity; nucleic acid binding
Source: RefSeq, a predicted model, not a curated record
AUGGCACAGGGAUUACCAGUGUUCUCUAAUUUUGUUGUUAACGAGCCUGCUGUGGACACUAGAUGGAAAAAAUGGUGUCAACGUCUAGAGAAUCUACUAAUUGGUUUGGACAUAACUAAUGAAAAGAGAAAGAGGGCCUUACUUCUACAUUAUGCCGGGGAAGAAGUAAAUGAUAUUUUCGAUACACUAUCCGAGAUAGGUGAUGAUUACAAGACUGCUCUUUUGAAACUUACGGAAUACUUUGCACCGAAAAAAUGCACAGAGUACGAGGUGUACAAAUUUCGCCAAGCAAAACAAGAGUCAAGUGAGACAAUUGACACGUAUCAUACAAGGCUACGACAGCUCUGUGAAAACUGUGAAUUUGCCGAAAAAGACAAGGAAAUAAAAUCACAGAUUAUCCAAGGAUGUCAGUCAACAAGGUUACGUCGCAAAGCGCUGAAACAAGAUAUAACUUUGGAUGAAUUGAUUCAAGAAGCUCGUGCACUGGAAUUAUCUGACAAACAUGCUUCCGAAAUCGAACAUGGUACGAGUGAAAGUGCAAACAAGGUUACAAAAAGGAAAUUCACACCGACGAAAAUUACUGCAAACAAACCAAAUGUUAAGCAAAAACAUAGAAAAUGUCGAAACUGUGGAUUUGAAUACCCUCACAAGACAAAAUGUCCAGCGCAAGGUAAAGAAUGUUUAUACUGUCACAAGAAAAACCAUUUUGAAAGUGUGUGCCGCUCAAAAACAAUGAAAUCUAGGAAAACUCACAAUCUAAAUGACUAUUCAUCGAGUGAUGAUAGCGACCAAAGUGACAAUUAUGCAUUUGGACUAACUGUAAAUGCCAUGUCCAGGAGACCAUACGUAAGUGCUUUAGUUAAUGGACACAAUGUCAAGUUCCUAAUUGACACUGGUUCUUCAGUUAAUGUACUAGAUCAAGAGACGUACAACAAAAUGAAUCCGAAACCAAAGCUUCAAAAACCAAACUUGAAAGUAUUUGCAUAUGGCACUGAUUCUCAUGUCAAACUUCUUGGGAAAUUUGUGACUACCGUUGAAACAAAACAGAAGUACACUACAGCUGAAAUUUUGGUGACAGAAGGCAAAAGCGGUAAUCUGUUAUCGUAUCUUACAUCAGUAGAAUUACAAGUGAUUCCAGAAAUUCAAACACUGCAACAUAGUAAGGUCGAUGAAAUUUGCAAAAACUACAAUUCAGUAUUUACUGGUAUUGGGAAAUACAAGGAUAAGCCGAUUGACCUAAUAAUCGAUUCGGAUGUACAACCCGUGUCACAACCGCAUAGACGAAUACCUUUCCAUCAACGGAAACAAGUCGAAAAGGAAUUGAAGCGUCUAGAAGACUUGGACAUUAUUGAAAAGGUAGAAGGAGCUACAGACUGGGUUUCACCGAUAGUGGUAACAUCAAAACCAAAAUCAAAAACAAAUGAAAUUAGAUUAUGUGUUGAUAUGAGGUUGCCCAAUACAGCAAUCAAACGAACAAAACACAUCAUUCCUACAUUGGAUGAUAUGAUAAUUGAUUUAAAUGGAGCAAAAGUGUUUUCAAAACUAGAUCUAAAUCAAGGAUAUCAUCAGCUGGAACUCUCAGAAUCAUCUCGAAAUGUGACGACAUUCACAACACAUGUUGGAAUCAGGCGAUACAAACGUCUAAGUUUUGGAAUAAAUAGCGCUGCUGAAAUUUUCCAAAAUACACUACGCACUGCGCUAGAAGGACUUGAUGGCGUAAGAAACAUCAGCGAUGACAUCAUCGUGUAUGCUGAAAAUCAGGCACAACAUGACAAACGUUUAGAGGCUGUUUUGAAACGACUCCAAGAUAAAGGCUUUACGCUUAACAAAAAGAAAUGUGAGUUCAACAAGCGCAAGAUUGAAUUCUUUGGAUAUGUAUUUAGCGAAGAUGGAAUCUCUGCCGAUCCAAAGAAAUGUGAAGCUAUCAAAAAUGCUCAAGCUCCCACAAAUGUGUCAGAAGUACGUAGUUUUCUGGCAAUGACAAACUAUGUCUCGAGAUUCAUUCCAAAUUAUUCGACAAUAACUGAACCACUACGUCAAUUGAUCAAAAAAGGAGUAGACUGGAAAUGGGACAAGGAACAACAGGAUGCAUUUGAAACUCUCAAAAACAAUCUAAGCAGUAAUACUGUAAUGACCUACUUCAAUCCAAAAGCCGAAACUGAAUUAAUAGUCGAUGCCAGUCCAGUUGGAAUUGCAGCAAUUAUGCUUCAGAAUGGCAAAGUUGUCUGUUAUGCUAGCAAGUCACUUACUGACGUAGAAAAACGUUAUUCCCAAACAGAACGAGAAAAUCUAGCCAUUGUCUGGGCUAUUGAACAUUGGCAUAUCUAUUUGUAUGGACAUUCAUUCACUUUAAUCAGUGAUGCCAAAGCACUCGAACAUAUCUACGCGAAUCCUAAGUCGAAACCACCUGCAAGACUUGAACGUUGGAGAAUGAGACUACAAGCUUAUGAUUUUCGUGUGAAAUACAGAUCUGGAGAAUCAAACAUGUCCGAUUAUUUGAGUCGACAUCCAGAUGCUGCCAGUUCAAAACAGUCAAAACAAUCAAAACAUGCGGAAGAACACAUCUCAUUCAUUGCUCACCAUUGUGUUCCGAAGGCAGUAACAAUGAAGGAAAUUAUAAGUGCAACGCGCGAUGACAGUGAUUUACAAACAGUCAUAUCAAAUGUCAAAAGCUCGAAGUGGAUAAAAUCGCAAAUUAGUGUAAUUGAUACAUUUGCAAGAUGCAAAAAUGCUCUGACAGUAGUUUACCUUGAAGAUGGUGAAGUAUUACUUCAUGAAUCAAAGCUCGUGAUACCAAAAUCAUUACAAGAUAAGGUAAUUAAUAUAGCUCAUGAAGGACAUCAGGGUAUUGUGAAAACGAAACAGCUAUUACGUGAAAAAGUAUAUUUUCCAGGAAUAGAUAAGCAAGUCGAAAAGAAAUGCAAAAGUUGCAUACCAUGCCUUGCUGCAACGAAAACAAAUUCGUCAGAACCAUUGAAUAUGAGUGAAAUGCCAGAAUAUACAUUUCAACAUGUUAGCUUGGAUUUUGCAGGACCUUUUCCGAAUGGGAAAUACCUACUUGUUCUGAUAGACGAAUAUUCAAGGUUUCCAAUAGUAGAAAUUAUUAACUCAACCUCUUCAAAGACAGUCAUUCCUGUAUUAGACAAGAUAUUCUCAGAAUUUGGAAUUUGCGAAGUUCUAAAAUCAGAUAAUGGUCCGCCAAUGAAUGGACACGAAUUUGCACAAUUUGCGAAUUAUAUGGGAUUCAAACAUAGAAAAAUUACUCCAUUAUGGCCGCAAGCGAAUGGUGAAUGUGAACAUUUCAUGCGAUCGAUAGGUAAAGCAAUACGCGCAUCCCAUGCUCAGGGUACAUCUUGGAAACAAGACAUGUAUUCAUAUUUACGAAAUUACCGUGCUACACCACAUGCUUCCACACACAUUUCACCAGCUGAAUUGUUUUAUGGACGUUCAAUAAACAUCAAAAUACCGAGUGUUCAAAUACCUUCAAAACAAGGAGAAAAACAUAAGAAAGCAAGACAAUCUGACAAAAAGGCUAAGCAAAAAAUGAAGUCUUAUGCUGAUACUAGACGUCAUGCAAAACCAUCAAAUCUGAAAAUUGGUGACACAGUACUUGUCAAACAAAAGAAGGACAAUAAACUAACACCACCAUUUGACCCGCGUCCGUAUGAAAUCAUUUCUAAAAAAGGAACAAUGAUUACAGCAAAACGCGAGGACAAGCAAAUUACUAGAAAUUCGUCAGAAUUCAAAAACGUAGAAAAUCCACCGCCGUUACCAUCAUCAUCAUCAUCAACAGAUAACGACAACAUUAUCAACAUACCGACUAGAAAUAAUUCUGAUUCGUCACUGACACGCGAUUCAACCAACUCACAACCUGUACGAAGAAGUCAGCGUGAAAGAAAACCACCUGAAUACCUCAAAGAUUAUGUAACGCAUUAA